AGACGACACCCAAUACCGUUACACCGGGUGUAACCAACGAGCUAACGUUAGGCUAGUUAGAUGUAGCAAGCUAGCUUUAGAUUCCUGUCGGCGUACGCAGCUGCAAAAUGAACAUUAAAACAUACGAUUGAUGAGGGAUACGUGUGAAGCUCGCUGGUGACACUUUAUCUGACAAACACAGAACUGCUGUCGUCGACGUGUUCGGUUUAACGUCAGUGUUUUUCAUCGUUAGCUGUGUUGGUCAGUUAGCCUCUUCAGCUAGCUAGGCACUGUAGCAUACGGGUGUCAAAGUUAGCCGUGACUUCCCCUGGUGUCUGGUUGCCUGGUCUUUCAUUUCGCACACGUCAAGGUAAACAUUUAGCCGUCGGUCCCUCAAGUCUGUUUCUUGAUUUUGGGGACUGUGAUGUCGGAGCCCAAGACCCCCACUCCCACUCCUGCAGGCGACACAUACAAAGGAUGGGUCUUCAAAUGGACAAAUUACAUCAAGGGUUAUCAACGGAGGUGGUUUGUCCUGAGCAAUGGGCUGUUGUCAUACUACAGGACCCAGGCAGAGAUGGGCCACACGUGUCGAGGCACAAUCAACCUGGCCACAGCAACUAUCACUGUGGAUGACGCCUGCAACUUUGUCAUCUCCAAUGGUGGGGCGCAGACGUACCACCUGAAGGCCAGCUGUGAGGUUGAACGUCAGCGCUGGAUCACUGCCCUGGAACUGGCCAAAGCCAAGGCGGCCCGCAUGCAGGCUGAGUCAGAUGACUCGGGUGAUGACUUUUCCCCAUCAUCCCCGCCAAUGGCACCUGGACAAGGUGGUGGGUCACAGAAUUCAGAAGUCCAGUCUGCUCUCAGAACACUAGGCAGCAAAGUGGAGGAUCUCAGCACAUGCAACGACCUAAUCUCAAAGCAUGGCUCUGCCCUGCAGAGGUCUUUAUCAGAACUGGACAGUUUGCGUCUGACUGGAGAGGCCGGGGAUAAGAUUCGUCAGGUGACAGAGAGAGCCACGCUGUUCCGCAUCACCUCUAAUGCCAUGAUUAACGCGUGUCGAGACUUCCUUGCUCUGGCCCAGGCUCACAGCAAGCGAUGGCAGAAGGCCCUUCAAGCAGAGCGGGACCAGCGGGUGAGGCUAGAGGAGACUCUAGAGCAGCUGGCCAAGCAGCACAACCACCUGGAGCGAGCGUUCAGAGGGGCUGCGCAGGCAAAUGCUACUGCAGACAAUAAAAGUGAUGUUGGGCCGGGAAAAGGUGAGGCCAGCGACGAGGAUGACGACAACGAGUUCUUUGACGCCGUGGAAGAGGCUCCUGAGUUCAUCACUGUACCUGCUGACCCCCAGUUCCACAAAAGGUCAAGCAGUAAUAUCAGCGGUUUCAACAGUGAGAUGUGUGCCGAUGAUCAAUCGCUUAAUGAGGAGCCACUGGCGAUGAACCAGGACUCUCCCUCUCAGGAGUUAGUGCCUUUGAAGAAGAGGCGGACGCGUAUUCCAGAUAAACCCAACUACUCCCUCAACCUGUGGAGUAUCAUGAAGAACUGUAUUGGCAAAGAGCUGUCCAAGAUCCCAAUGCCUGUGAACUUCAAUGAGCCCAUUUCCAUGCUGCAGCGGUUGUCAGAGGACCUCGAGUACCACGAGCUGCUGGAUAAGGCCAGCAAGUGCCAGAGUUCGCUGGAGCAAAUGUGCUACGUCGCCGCCUUCUCCGUGUCCUCCUACUCGACCACCGUCCACCGCACGGGCAAGCCCUUCAACCCUCUUCUGGGAGAGACGUAUGAACUGGACCGCCGGAGAGAGAGUGGCUACCGCUCUCUCUGUGAGCAGGUGAGUCACCACCCUCCUGCGGCAGCACAUCAUGUGAUUUCUGAUCGUGGCUGGACCCUGAGGCAGGAAAUCACUGUUGCCAGCAAGUUCAGGGGCAAAUAUCUCUCCAUUAUGCCUUUAGGCACAAUUCAUGCAAUCUUUGAAAAGGGCAACAAUCACUACACCUGGAAGAAAGUUACCACCACAGUGCACAACAUCAUUGUAGGAAAACUGUGGAUCGAUCAGUCAGGAGAGAUAGACGUGGUCAACCACACGACAGGUGACCGCUGCCACUUGAAGUUUGCUCCCUACAGCUACUUCUCAAGAGAUGUGGCCAGGAAGGUGACAGGUGUGGUGAUGGACAAGGAUGGCAAGGCCCACUAUGUGCUCUCAGGCACUUGGGAUGAGAAGAUGGAGUUUUCCCGAGUGAUGCAGAGCAGCCGAGGGGGAGAGAACGGCACAGAGGGCAAACAAAAGACGGUCUAUCAAACCCUCAAAGCCAGAGAGGUGUGGAGGAAGAACCCUCUCCCUGAGGGAGCAGAAACCAUGUACUACUUCACUAACCUGGCUCUGACCCUAAACGAGCCGGAGGAGGGCGUGGCGCCCACUGACAGCCGGCGCCGGCCUGACCAACGCCUGAUGGAGGACGGUCGCUGGGACGAGGCCAAUAGUGAGAAGCAGCGGCUGGAGGAGAAGCAGCGCAGCGUCCGGCGGGAGAGAGAGAGGGAAGCUGCCAGCCAGCGCACCUCCAGCGAGUCAGAAGAAGCUGUCGAUGAGGACCCACUUAAUGAUCCCUCCUUAAAAAGCGUACCUCAUGAAAACUACCAGGCACUUUGGUUCGAGCGCUGUGAGGACCGGAUCACAGGUGAGCAAGUCCAUAUCUAUAAGGGAGGCUACUGGGAAGCAAAGGAUCGUGGGAGCUGGGAGGGAUGUCCUGACAUAUUUUGACCUCGGCGUUGACUACAAUGUGCCCUGAAAAGGCCAAUCCAUCAAAGGUGCCUGGUGGACAGCUACCACAAAGGCCGGCUUGUCUCCCCCCUUGGACGGCUGCCUCCCUGCAGUGGCUCUCUGUUCUAAGAGAUCUCCAGGACAGUCACUGCUAUCUGAUCCAGAGGGGGAGCAGGGUUUUCCUCUGACCUCCCUCAUCCCAUUUUUGUUCCUGUGUCCUCAAGUCCCCCUGUUGCUGUCACACAUCUCAGAGGACUUGAAUAAAAAUGUCGAUGCUCCUUUGAGUCAGUUUCAGACUGAGCAUAAGGGGGAGGAAAUUAAAUUAGCAGUGCUUCCAAAUCUAGAGUAGAAUGAUUCUUUUUGUCUCUCUUGUCAAGUCUUUUCAGUCUCUUGGAUCAGGAGCAGUAGAGGUGUAGUGCUGAUAACACCUGUGAGAUAAUUUAGUGUUCCUAUUAUCAUCCACAGCAUUGUGUGCUUUGGUAAUAAUUCUAAGGGGGGGGGGGCUGGUUCAUAUAUACAUUUAUAUGAUUAAAUUUAAUUUAAAUGUCGACUGGUGGCCUUCAACAUUUUAGCGAGGAUUUCUUGUGUAUCUCUCUGAUUUAGUGUCUUAACGUAAUGAAGUAAAGUUUCUAGCGCGUUUGUGUAUGAAUGCAUAUCUGCUCUUCCAUCACUUUACAACACUGCCACUGUGCAGUAUACUGUGUUUAAAAAAAGAAAACGGUUGUCCAAAAUACUGGUUGAACCUGCACACUGCAACUAUAGGCCUAAACAGGCCCUUUGUCUUCGCCUUAGAAAUGAGCAACCUGCUCUCACUUGUAUUUACAUCUAAUCUGAGUGGAUAUGAUGCUGACAUUUGUUGCUGGUUUCAAGUACAAACACUAAAAUUUUAUUAGAAAUUGUUGGGAAAUGGCAAAAAGCUUGUUUCAGUGCUGAGGAAAUCUCACAUUAGUACAGUUGAAUUCGAUAACAAUCAUUGAUUAACAACCUCUUCACAGGAUUGGAAUAAUGUUUAGCCAUUUUGCAGAUAAAAUGAAUAGUAACAAAGUUACAUGGUAGUUAAAUGUUGUUUUUUUUUUUACAGUAAUUGAUGCUUGGUGUGUUUUUUGUGUUGAGAAGAACACAGACAAAUGUGCAAAGAAAAAUACUGAAAGUAAAUGCAGUGGUGAAAAUAAACAUCACACCCUUGUGUAUCUGCUCAAAUGUUCAUAUGCAAGUAAAUUCUGACACCAAAAACAUGGGAUGUAGUGGGAUGUGUCUUUGUUUGUUUCAUAAUUUUGUUUGUAAGUGUACUUAAAAAUGAAGAAUAAAGGAAGAACCAUUGCAAAUAACUAUGAUUUUAUAAAUGUAUAGAAAUUCAUAUAGUAUUGAACUGUAUUGUUGGUUCCUCCUAUUAUUGGAAGAGGACUGUCUUCAUUUUCAGAAAAAAAGGGAGUUUCGUACUUAACUGAGACGGGAGACAUGACAAUGUUCAGUAUUUUGUAUUAACAAAGAAAAAUAAUCUGUAAUAAAAAAAUGCUGUGAUGUCAAACGA
Messenger RNA from Micropterus dolomieu (smallmouth bass), 4259 nucleotides. RefSeq names its product oxysterol-binding protein 1-like. Gene Ontology annotation, cellular component: membrane; intracellular membrane-bounded organelle; cytosol. The record is from RefSeq and is a predicted model, not a curated record. Bases 404 to 2728 code for a protein of 774 amino acids. The transcript is spliced from 17 exons. NCBI's taxonomy places the organism in Eukaryota, Metazoa, Chordata, Actinopteri, Centrarchiformes, Centrarchidae. Gene Ontology annotation, molecular function: sterol binding.